Messenger RNA from Dromiciops gliroides (monito del monte), 729 nucleotides. Its product is annotated as lipocalin-like. The transcript is spliced from 6 exons. The coding region runs from base 1 to 729 and encodes 242 amino acids. Gene Ontology annotation, molecular function: small molecule binding. The record is from RefSeq and is a predicted model, not a curated record. NCBI's taxonomy places the organism in Eukaryota, Metazoa, Chordata, Mammalia, Microbiotheria, Microbiotheriidae.
AUGGGUGGGGGGCUGUGGGGCUUCAGAGUGGCUGUGGUGCUGCUGAGUUUGGGGCAGGCUCCGAUUUGCACCUUUCAGGUUCAAAAUAAUAUCGCCUUGAUGCCAGAUUUCAAUAUUUCUCAGGCUAAGGGGCCCUGGAAUUCCAUUAUCUUGGCGACGAGUGGAAAACUAUCAGACCAGGACAGGGAAGAGGUCAAAAUGUCUUUGAUAAUAUUCUCCCCUUUUGCCAAUGGGAGUGUGAACCUGCAGACUACCAUUACUUCGUCAGAAGACACCUGUAUGGAAAUAAAUACCACAUAUACCAGGGGAAAUGAAUCUGAGAAAUACAUCAGCAAUGAUGGAAACCCUUGUUAUUUCCAAGUGAUAGAUACUGACUAUGAAAACUAUGGCAUUAUUUACACAGGAAACAGUGAAAACAAGGAUGACUUCCAAGUCAAACUCUAUGGCAGGACUAAAAUAGUGACUAAUGAAGUCUUAAAGAAAUUUCAAGAAGUCACAAAUGCUCUUGGAAUUCCAGGGGAGAAUGUGAUUAUGUUACCCAGAUCAGUGGCAACAGAGGGAGCAUGUUCUCUUGUGUCUGGAAAAGGGGUAACUGCCAGGUGGUUUUCAAUAUUCCUCUUUCCCAUCCAUGGAAGGAUGGUGUUCUCCUUGCUUCAGGACCUGCAGCUUUCCUUGCUGGAUAUAAUGAUUGGGAUGCCCCAACCUAUGCCUUUGCUUAGGGAUUUCUGA